CGGUCCAGGCGUCGAGGAUGAGGCCUCCCCUCUCUCCGCAAGCCUUCGUCGCGCAGUCGCGCGCGGCCUUCCUCGCCGGUCCGUCGGCCGGCGCCACCGCCUCCGCCACAGUCUGGGUGGGCAACGUCGCGGGUGACCUCGACACCAUCGUGUCUGCCGUCUGUGCAGCCUACUGCCGGCAGGUGCAGGGCGCCGAACCGGCCUCACGGCAGCACGUGCCGCUCGUGCCCUUCCCGCGGCCCGAUUUUCGGCUGCGGCAGGACGCGUGCCUCCUCUUCCGCCACUGCGGCUUUGACUUUGACUCCGAGGGCGCCGUGGAGAGCCUCCUCUACUUUCCCGACGAGGCGGCGGCGCCGGCAGAGGCGUGGCGCGGCGCGGGCGCACUCUCGGUGGCGCUGACCGACCACAACCGGCUGGCGGAGCACUUUGCCGCCUCGCUCGGCGAUGUCGUCGUCGAGGUGAUCGACCACCACAGCGACGAGCGCGCGCACCUCUCCUCGUCCGGAGGCGCGCGGCUGAUCGACACCUCUGCCGGCUCCGCCUGCUCCCUCGUCUCUGAGCUGCUCCCGCCCGACCCGCCGCACCUCCUCUGCGUGCUGCUGCUCGGCGCUAUCGCGGCCGACACGCGCGGCUUCGACGCGGCGCAGCAAAAGUUCGUCGGGCGCGACGUGGCGGCGGUGCGGCGGCUGAUGGCGCUGCUGUCGGCGGCUGAUGUCGGCGGCGGCGGCGAGGCGGGAGAGGCGGGUGCGGGAGAGGUGGGUGCGGGAGAGGCGGGCGUGGGGAGAGCGGAGGUCGAGGCGGCGGCAGCGGACUUGCGCGGUGCGGCGCUUCCGGCUGCUGCGGCGGUGGGCGGCGCGGCCACGUUCGGCGAGCUGGCGGCGAGGCUGCUCGACGCGCGGUACGACGUCUCCUCGCUCGACGCGCGCGCGGGCGAGCUGGAGGUUGGUGUCUGCGCCGUCUUUGUGCCCCUGCGCGAGCUGAUUGCGAGGGCGGGCGGAGGCGGCGGGCGGAGCGGUGUCGACGUGCUGUUCGCUCUCUCCGCCGAGGACCGCGCCGCGGGCGGGUCGGGCCUCAAGGGGGUCAGUGUGGUGCCCCUCACCCCAGGGGGGAGAGGCGCGGCGGCGGCGCUCGCGUCAGCCCUCGAGGCGGCGCCGGAGGGCCUCCCCCCCUCGCUCGCCUCGCAGCCCCUCUUUGUCAAGCAGCAGCUCGGGACCGACGGGUUUGGCAUCGGGUUUGAGGACGCCGACGCCGCCUCCGGGCUGCGCGUCUCGCCGCUGCGCAACGCCGUCUCUCGCAAGACCUUCCUGCCCACGGUGCUGCACUUUGCGGAGCAGCACCAGCAGGCGGCGUCGGGACGAGGGUGUUGAACCUCCAUCGGACUCGCCGACGGUAGCUUUGUUGCAGCCUCACGCUCUGCCACUCGCCCGUCCAUCCACCUCUGUCGAAAGAAAGAAAACAGAUCGCGCACGGGAGGUAUGGGUGUAAACCGCAAAGAAAUAUAGCAGGGAUCUC
Molecule: messenger RNA, 1512 nt
Organism: Emiliania huxleyi CCMP1516
Lineage: Eukaryota; Haptophyta; Isochrysidales; Noelaerhabdaceae
Exons: 5
Coding region: 18-1367 (449 amino acids)
Cellular component (GO): cytoplasm
Molecular function (GO): exopolyphosphatase activity
Source: RefSeq, a predicted model, not a curated record